Lodderomyces beijingensis is the source of this 2403-nucleotide messenger RNA. NCBI's taxonomy places the organism in Eukaryota, Fungi, Ascomycota, Pichiomycetes, Serinales, Debaryomycetaceae. The record is from the annotation of a GenBank genome assembly.
AUGGCGAUCGAUAAGAUUUUUGUCAAAGAUAUCUCGGCCAUUGCAAUCACCGGUAAAGACGCGUGGAAUCGGCCUUCUCCACAACCAAUCAACGUUUCCGUGUCGCUAAACACCGAUUUCCACGAGGCAUCAGUCACGGAUAAUUUGAAAUACAGUAUUAAUUAUGCCGUGUUGACGAGGAAAAUCUCUGAUUAUUUGAGGUCGCACGAGCACAAGAAUUUCAAGUCCUUGGGCAACAUUGCAGAAGCUGUGAGCGCAAUUGCCCUCGAUGAAAAAAACGGCGGAGGUGAAACUGCCGAGGUUGUUGUGAAUAGCCCCAAAUCGGAGAUCCGGGCUGAAAGUGUCGAGUAUCGACUUGUUCGGUCUAAGCUGAGCAAUGAGGCUCAGAGCAGCAGCGACGUGUACAAGAUCAACAAGUUGAGACUCUUGGCAAUCAUUGGGGUAUUCACUUUUGAACGUCUUCAAAAGCAGAUUGUGGAUCUUGACCUUGCGUUCAAAAUCGCCAAGGAUGACCCCAGCUUGGACUUCCACACAAUCACGGCCGACAUUGUCAACUUUGUUGAAACUUCCAAUUUCAAAACAGUGGAGGCAUUGGUGUUUAAAAUUGGCCAAUUGGCUUUUCAGAAAUACGGCAAAUUUGGGAUUGAGUCGUUGGAUGUCACCGUUGCCAAACCAAACGCAUUCAGCCAUGUUGAAGGCGUCGGUGUGAGUUCCACAAUGAAGGCUUCUAAUUUCGCUAAUCUUCCGCCAAUAGUUGUUGGGAGCGGAGAUGAAGCCGAUUCUUCUCAAAAACAAUUCAAUAUGCCCGUGGAAAGUGACGGUGUAGAGAACUACAAUGGGCCUCACACCGCUUUCAUUGCUGUGGGUUCAAAUACGGGAGAUCAAGUAGCAAACAUUUCCAAGGCAUUGGAUUUGCUCAAGAGGUACAAUAUUGAGGUUGAAUCAACGUCUUCUUUGUACGUUUCCAAGCCAAUGUACCACUUGGAACAGCCAGAUUUCAUAAAUGGAGUAGUUAAAGUUAAAUUCUCGGACCACUCGCCUGCCCAAUUGCUCAAAUUCUUAAAGGAAAUCGAGUAUGUGCAUAUGCUGAGAGAAAAGGAGUUUGACAAUGGACCAAGGUCCAUUGAUUUGGACAUUGUCGUCUACGAUAACGUGGUCAUCAACACCGAGGACUUGACUAUCCCCCACAAGUCGGUAUUGGAAAGGACAUUUGUGCUUCAGCCUUUAUGCGAAUUGGUGCCUCCCGACCAAACCCAUCCAAUUAGUGCAGAGACUUUCCAUAGUCAUUUGGAACAGCUCUUGGGUAAUUCCCCCGAUCAAAGCGUCCAGGAGGAUUCCAAGCUAUUACAAAUUGUGCCUGUUGCCAAGCGAGACCCCAAAUCCAACAUUUUGAAAUUUGAUCAAAUUGACUUCCAGUCGCCGACUCUCGUGAUGGGUAUCUUGAACAUGACCCCAGACUCGUUCAGUGAUGGUGGCAAGUUUCUUGGUCAAAAAUUGGAGCAACUUGUUGAGGAGGCUGCACAAAUGGCAAGGAACGGUGCGCAAAUAAUAGACAUCGGUGGAGUUUCUACACGUCCCGGCAGCGUUGAACCUUCCGAGGAGGAGGAGUUGGAGCGAGUUUUGCCCUUGGUCAAGGCAAUCAGAGCCUCUGGUGAUGCAGAGUUAGCCCAGUGCUUGAUUUCUGUUGACACCUAUAGAGCCACAGUAGCUGAGCAGUGCUUAGAAGCUGGCGCAGACAUUAUCAACGAUAUAUCAAUGGGGCUUUACGAUGAGCGCAUAUUUGACGUGGUUGCAAAAUACGGUUGCCCGUACAUUAUGAACCAUACGCGAGGGACACUGCAGACCAUGUCCAAAUUGACCAAGUACGAAGCCAACGAGAAUGACGACAUUGUUGAAUUCGUCGUUGAUCCAACGAAUGUCGAUAAGAAGGAUGUGUCACCCACGACGCCUCAUCUCAACAAUAUGCUAAAUGGGGUGUCUCGAGAACUCUCUGUGCAGAUACUCAAGAGCUUUAAACAUGGGGUGAGGAAAUGGCAGAUUAUACUCGACCCGGGAGUCGGAUUCGCCAAGAAUAUGGAGCAAAAUAUAGCCAUCGUGAGAAACGCUUCCAUUUUCAAACAAUAUUCUAUCCAAGUCAACCAAAGAGUCAAAGAUUCGCCCGACUUGGCCGAUAGCAAGUACCUCAGCUUCAACGGCAUGAGUGUUUUGGUCGGCACCUCGAGAAAGAGAUUUUUGGGCACGAUAACUGGCAAGACCGAAAACGCAACCGAUCGCAUGAUGGCUACAGCAGCAACGGUGACCUCGUGCAUUGAGCAGCAUGUUGACAUUGUUCGAGUCCACGACGUUCCCCAAAUGAAAGACGUUGUAUUGACGAGUGAUGCAAUUUAUAAAAACCUUUAUUAG